UGCAGCCUAACGCUGAGAUUAAACCAUGUUAAUGUGAUAACUUGCUCCUCAGCUCCAGUCCAGAAAUAUCAAUCAGCAGCAAACUUGCUAGGACGGUGUGCAUGCUUUGUGAUAUUUUCUCCCCUUUUGAUGCUGCAAAGAACAAUUCAACUUCACUGGAUUUAAACAUUUCCUCCACUAUUUUUGGACAGUUCAGCAAUGCUUAUUUUAUAUUUCUUUGUUUUGCAUGUUCUGCAGUCAGUCAGGGCACAGCAGCUGCUUCAAGGAUCAUGCAGAUUUGAACAAGGCACUUGUGGGUAUAACUCAGAUCCUGAAUACUUGAAAUGGGUUCUUGAUGAAGAAGGACAUUACAUUACUGCUGAUUCAGCCUUUGGAGGAGCAGGUCAGAAAGCUGUGCUGAUUGGUCCUGACCUGGAGCUGCUGGAGUGGGGCUGCAUCAGGCUGGUGUAUCAGAUCACUGGCUCGGGUUCUUUAAAAAUGUAUGUGAGGCCAGAGGGAGAGAGCUUCGACUACCUUUUGUGGUCGGCCCUGGAUCCCUCAGACAGCUGGCUCAUUGCAAGUAUAGACCUGAGAAACACAACUAACAGAUACAAGAUUAUUUUUGUGGCUUCACCUGGGCAAAAACCAGAGCAAAGCGUUGCAAUCUUUGAAAUACUCGUUGUCCCAGGAUACUGUGUUGAGUGUAACUUUGAAGAGCAUCAUCUAUGUGGAUAUAUGAACUACUGGAAUCCCAAUGUAAACUGGUAUGUAGGUGGAAGUACUAUCCGAGAUGGCCAGUCAAAUCUCCCCUUUGAUCACACAAUGAACAAUGAGCGAGGUCACUACAUGUAUGUGGAUUCUGUCUAUGCCAAACACUUUCAGGAGGUAGCUCAGCUCACAUCUCCAAUGACAACAACUGCGAUAUCAGGAUGUCUGUCAUUCUACUACCAGCGUGACCAAGCAAAAGGCAACGUUUUCUCAGUGUUUACCAGAGACAGAAUGGGCCUUUACGAGGAAAUCUGGAAACCUGACAUAUAUGCAAAGUUUAUCUGGAAGUUAGUAAAAGUGGAUAUAAAAGCCCCUCAUCCUUUGGCGGUUGUCUUUGAAGUUGCUUUCAACAGUGCUAAGGGAGGCUAUGUUGCGAUUGAUGAUAUUUCAUUCUCCCCAGAAUUCUGCAGCGCUGAGACAGAACCUUUCUUUGAUCCGUCUGUGGCAAACUGUGAUUUUGAAGAAGAUUUUUGUCAAUACUAUCAGGAGCAAACAGAAGGGUCUGUGUGGAACAGGGUUUCAGUGAAGCCUAAUGUUUACAGAGUAGGAGAUCAUACUACAGGGUCAGGUUCAUUCUUGUUGGCUAACACCAGGCUUAUAUCCAAGCCAGGCUACGUUGGGCGCCUGUAUGGUCCUUACCUGCCAGGGACAUUGAAGUACUGUCUGAGAUUUUACUAUGCCCUACAUGGGUUCAUUAAAACAGACAACACGCUGGCUGUUUAUAGCUAUGAUGAGAACAAUGUGGCCCAAGAGAAGGUCUGGACAGUCUCUGAAAGUCCAAUGGGCUCCUGGAUUCAGGUUGAAGUCAAUUACCAAAAACUCAUGCCCACAAAGGUUGUUUUUGUCAGCAUCUGUAAGAAUUUCUGGGACUGUGGAUUGGUAACACUGGAUGAUAUCACAGUGAGUCUUGGGGACUGCCGGAUCUCUGCUGAUGGGUUUCCCUGCCCUCCCGGUGAAUGCAGCUUUGAAGUGGAUAACUGUGGCUACACACAGGAUGAGAAAGACGAUAGUAACUGGAUACGAAAAAGAGGUCAAACCCCAACAUCGUAUACUGGACCCAAAGGGGAUCAUACAACCGGGGUAGGGUACUACAUGUACAUUGAGGCUUCCCCUAUGAUCUCUGGACAUAGUGCUCGCUUACUGUCGAAUGAGCUACGAGGCUUCUUGCAUCAGCAGUGCCUGGUGUUUUACUAUAACAUGUAUGGUUCUGGGACCGGCCUGCUGAGCAUCUAUUUAAAGAAAGAAGGACAGAGAGAUGAGGUGCUGCUCUGGAGGCGGAGAGGAGAGCAGAGUAUCUCUUGGCUUAAAGGCUUGGUGGAGUACGAGUGUGAUAAGAACCAUCAGAUUGUCUUUGAAGGUGUCCGUGGAAACUCAGUAAGAAGUGAUAUUGCGAUAGAUGACAUUUUAUUUCAAAAAGGACCAUGUAAAGAAUUGGGAGAAACAUCAAUUCCUUACUCUGGAUUCUCUGAAAACUAUAUUGAUUACUGAAAACAAUGGAGUGAUUUGUUGAAACAAAAAAGGAAUGAUUUGUUGCCGUCUGUAUUAAUCUGAACACAUACUUUCGUUGACUAAUGCUGAAAACUUCUUUCUACUAUGUUUCCAAAGAACAUGCAUAUAGAACUUAAAUACAGUAUUAGCUUGGCUCCAAAUAAUGCAAUAUGUUAGCAGUAGGAAAUAUGGAUGUGUCGUGUACUAGUUUGUAACUCUUUACUGGCAACGCACAUAUAGGGUGACCACCCGUCCCUAAUUGGACACAGUGCAAUCGUACAGUUUUGCGCCACAGUCAAACCAUAGCAUAUCUGUUUAGAGCAAAGCCCCGCCUCUGCCGCAUCAUUUUGCAAUGCCUUACACAGCCCCAGAAUGAUUGACACAUUUGAUAGCCAAUCAUGUGACUUUUUACACUCGCAUCACGUUCCCUAACAGUCUGACACUGAUCUGCAUUGGCGACAGCAAACAAAAUACAAUUUGCAGAAUAUUUUAAAUUUCAGUGUUUUCUUUGUUUAUGCGAAAUGGCAGACUAAAAGUUGAAGUGACACUGAUAGUGAUAUGUUGGUAAAGGAAGGAGUACCCUAUAAGGCCUACUUCAAAGAAAAAAAGUAAGCACCUGUGCAAAUUCAGAGAGGAAUGGGUAGUAACGGUCAUACACGUGGAUAAGGAAAAGUGCAAAUCAUUCAACAGGAGUUUUUUUUAUACAUUAUGUAGAAAAUAUUUUAGAAUUGGAUACUGAGGUGAAAAUGUUGUUAAGAAACAUGCAAAUUUGAUAUUUAAUUUUGAAAUAAUGUUAUUAAAUAUACAGUAAAAAAUAUGUAAAUAUACAAUACCACCCCCCUCCCCCCCUAAAAAUUGGCAGGUGUCCCGUUUUUGCAUUUUGAAAAGGUGGUCACCCUAUGCACCUAUGCACACAUAUCCCAUACAAAAGGGAAGAAAAACAAAUGUGGAACUCUAAUAGGAUGAACACAUGCACUGACAAAUGGCAAUUUAAACUUUUAUUGUGAUUGCUCAUGUUCUUCAAACCUUAUAGAUAAUCAAUAUCAGAAACAUCACUGUGGUAACUAGGGAAAGUAGCUUAUUAGUGGCACAGGUGUUGUUGUAACCUGAGCUUUGUGUUCUCUUUGUCCAAUAGUGAGAAGAACACAUUAAGAUGACAGAGUAGGGGGUGUAGGGAAAAGGCAGUCCCUAAAUGUAUUUUAUUUGACCUUCUUUUACAUUUUCACAUACCGUUUCACUACCUGCUUUAUUUUUAUUUUUUUUAAAUCAGGGUUGGCAAACAAAUGUGAAAAAAACACCUAUUCUUGUAAGUUGUAUAUAUUAAAAAUCAUACAAGAUUACUUUUAGUCAUACUGAAUUCCGAACAAAGUAUUUUUUGGAAAAUGCCAGGGAAGCAAAAUAUAGAAAAGAAUACAUUCAUAAUGUACAUUCAACAUUUAUCACUUAUUUUUAUGGUAAUGAUCUCCAUUAAAUGUUCCACUAGUAUAAUUAUAAUUAGGUAUAAUUAGGGCUUCUGAUUUUGUAUCUGAUCCCGAUACAAAAAAAAUGAAACUCAGUGGAUAGCCAACAAACACCGGAAAACACCAGAAAAACUGUGGAAAUGGUUAAAUCAAUCCAUGUUGACUUUACCCUUUUCCCAUUAAAAAAAUAAAACCUACUACAAAAAUAAUGAUAAAUACCUUUCCCAGUGCUGCUGGGCAAUGUCCCGCCUUCCUGACUUGCAUCUAUCAUUGAUUCGUUCUGAAGACUUUAAACCCGCCCCAACUACAGAGUGACAGCACAUUCCUACAUUUCUAUUGGAGACUCCGCUUGCGAGAUUUAAAACAAGAUUACAAUCAGGAUGAAGGCUUGUUAGCUGGAUUUAAAGAUGUAUUACAGUUAAGAUACGGAGGAUUUAAAACAAAGUUGUGGUGAAAUGUACAAAAAUGCCUACACACAAAAAAACCCCAGAAGAAUGUGUCCGUGACCAUAGCGAUUCCGUUGUGGAAGACAGCAAAGGAAAGAAGGUACAACUUAAGCAUGCAAGUACUGUCGAGUUGCUACUAACUAUACAUAUUUUGACAGAAAAAGAAACACUCAAGCAUUUUGGAAAGCAACCGAAAACACUAAUUUCAUACAGUAUAUAAAAUGCGAAAGCCCCGAAAAAAACGAUUUACAUAAAACUCGAAAAUAGCUAAAAAAUAAGCACCUAAAAAUACAAUUAAUAAAACCCAGAAAAACAGAAGCCCUAGGUAUAAUAUUAAAGCAAAUCCACAGCUUCCUUUUCAUUAUUUUAUUUGUCAGUGGGAUACUGACUCAGGACUUCUUAGUAUAGUUAGAUUUUGUAGCACUUCACAAUGGGCUCUAUGUAUCAUUGAUUUUUCUUUCGUAUUGUAGCGUUUCACUCAGUAGGCAGAAGAGAAGGAGAUAACACGCUGCUUUCAGGUUCAAAGCUUUAUUCAGACGCCAUCUCUACGCACCCUAUAGAGUACACUGCUCUAGCCGCUUCACUGCUUGCCCUGGAACGACCACAAUGAGCAUGCAACUCCCCCCCCUUUUAUAACUUAGCUCCGCCCCUUUAUGCUAAUAGGGUGCCGGAGCAAAGUUCUCAGGGCACAAUGCAGCAUACGACCGUGAUCGGCAACCUCCACCCCUGAAACACAGCUCCUCCCCGCAUGUCCGGUUUUCCCCCUAUGUGCUGUGCGGAAGGCAGUCUGCUUUCCUCCUCUGGCCUGAGUGACUCUCGGCACCCCAGUAUCAGGGGCUCCAUCUCAGGCAACAGGGGCUGUCCCUCAGGCGGUGGCAGAUCUGGGCUCUUCGACAGCGGUUCUCUCGGCUCCUGCUCCUUGGUCGCACCCCUUGCAGGAGUCCUUAAAAGGACUGGCGCUUCAAGCGGCAGCUCUCUUAAAAGGGCAGACGGCGGCAGCGCUCUCUCAGGCGGCAGUGGCAGGUAUUCCAUCUCAAACACUGGAGAUGGUCCAGGCUCCCUCGUUAACCUCUGGCAGGCAGUAGGUUCCCUUCCUCCUGGAAAGGGCAGCACGCCACUUUGUGCCCGAACUCCCCGUAGGCAAGGCACCAGCCUUGAUUCUCCAGGCCACCGAGGAGAUCCUCCAGUCCGCCAUCCCACCAGUUCCGUGACGUCUCGGGGUCGUACCACAGCCACUGGUCCAUCUCCGUCUUCUAUCUGCUCCUGCUCAAUGCUGGAUUACUUCUGUUCUUCAUCCUGCUGACACCAGUGUAGCGUUUCACGCAGUAGGCAAAAGAGAAGGAGACAAAAUGCUGCUUUCAGGUUCAAAGCUUUAUUCAGGGCGCCAUCUCUAGGCACCUUGUAGAGUACACUACUCUAGCCGCUUUACUGCUUGCCCUGGAACGACCACAAUGAGCGUGCAACGCGCCCUUUUAUAAAUUAGCUCCGCCCCUUUAUGCUAAUCGGGUGCCAGAGCGAACAGCUAUGCCAUUGGUCCCCAGCCGCGCAUUAGGACCAAUGGGCACACACAACCUACAGCCAAUGACAGGGACCAGGGCGCACCAUGCGUGCAGGAUAGCUUGCACAGCCACAGGGACAGAGCAAACCCGCAACUACAGCUAAUGCAGACGGGGGGGGGAGAGGAACACAAUACAGCGGUAUUAACAGCACACAGACAGUGGAAACAAGAGGGAAUACUGUACACAAACAUAAAUACACAGAUCGCUACAGUAUCUUGACUUUUAGUAGUUUUUUGUGACUUCGUAGACUUACCCGCAAUGUAUUAAAGUCAUUUUCACUCCCGUAACUUAGGCAGCAGCAGGGCUGGUAGGUGACGUAAUCACACACAAAGACAUGAGCCCGAUAAGCGCUCCUUGCAAAGGAGCCGGCUCAUUUGUACCGCGGUAUCGGUGCUAUACUUUAGUGCUAGAGGUCCCGGGUUCACGUCCGCCCUCUGCCUGUGUGUGGAUUGCCUCGCCCUGUGUGAUGCGCCUGCCUGUGUUAACCGAGAUCGCUACAUUGGUGUCAGAAGUGCACGCAGGUACCCCAGCACGCACUCGUCGGACUGUAGCCUGGUGAGCAAGUCCAUGGCGGAUUUGAGGCUGGCAGGGGAGAGUGUAGCAUGCACGGGGGAAGGCAGCAGCAGGGCUGUUAGGUGACGUAAUCACACACAGGGACAUAAUCCCGAUAUACGUUACUUGCAGCAAAGGAGCCGUAUUGUACAGCGGUAUUGGCGCGAUGCUUUAGUGCGAGAGGUCCCGGGUUAACUACAGUACUUUCAUAUGCAAAUAUACAAAUCUCAUUAUAAUAUCGAAGUUUUACGCUUACUCUGAGUGCGUGGGCCCGUGUGCAGUUGCACCUGCUGUUGCUCCGCCACUGCAUAAAUAUUCAGUAUUUUCUAAAAUUGCCUACAGUCUGAGCACAGUAUCUCCUACAGCACGAUGAGGGGCAGGUGGUGUUGGCUGAACAAUAAUACUGUAUAGUACGGGUUAGAAAUUAAAGUUACUCACGUAGUGCAUAGACAAAUGAACACCUCUGAAGCCUGCUGUAUGUACUGUACUUAUUUCCUUUACACAACUAAAACGUACAUAUACUCAAACAAAAGUUUUCUGCGAUAUUAAAGCACAGAAAGCACUCUUAUGAAAAUAACCUAUAGGUUACCUAUAGAAUUCUAUAGAAGACCUAUAGGCUAUUGUAUUGAACCUAUAGGUUUUUUAUAGAGAAUUGGCUAUAGAAACCUACAGGUGCCCAUAGAGAAUUGGGACAUUUGGCCGAUAGGUCUAUAGAAACCUAUAGGCUAUUUUCGUAAGGGCAUGUAGGGAAGCAUGGUUAGGUUGCAGAAUUACCGUGCAUAUGUACCGUGUUAAACUUCCAUAUAUAGAAACAGGCUUAGUUUUAUGCAUGCUUUGCGUUUUUGGGGACCCUUUCUUUUAGAUUCCGUUUUGGUUUGUUUUCACUGUGGCCAGGGUAUGUUUGCGCUUCACUAUUACAUUGUAAUGUUUACUUUACUUCUGGAAGUUCUAAAUCGUGACUUUCAACGUUGCAAAUCUAUUUAUAAUGAGAUGCAAACUCCAAUCUCUCCUGCAUGAUAAGCAGUAAUUUAUGCUGUUUGUAAACUUGCAGUGAAAUUACGAUAGUUCAUGAAAGAGCUUGUUUAGUACAUCACACGUAGAAAUUCUACGAGGGAGGUUUGAGGUAGAGUUCACUGAGGUGCCAACUUACUGUUAACAAUAUUUACAUGGUUUGGUAUAAUGAAAUGCAAAGCAGCAUUAGCAUUAUGUUGGUAACAUAAGCAAAUACUAUGAGAGUGACACUGAACUGAACACAGGCAGCAUAUAUAUACCAAUCCCCUUGAUUGACUCGUAAUUGAGAUGUUUGAGAAGGUUUUCAAAUGAGGAGACUAUUAGUUCAUACAACUUCAAAGUAAACCAAUUACACAGGUGAAGAGACAAGAGCUAUAAAGUGAGGAGUUAAACCAUUCAAUUAGUCUUUGAAAUUGCUCUGUUAAACCAGGUUAUUUAUCAAAGAUACAUUACUUGUCUCAGUAUAUGUUAUUUGUAUACAAUUGAAAAUUAUUUGAAAAGUUUGCUCAAUAUUUGAAAUAUUUGAUAUUUAUAAGUGUCUGGUAGAGAACAGAUAAUUUUUAUUCACACACUAUUCACUUGUGUGGUCUCUUUUAUAAUUGUAGUUUCUUCUUAAAAUAAACAUGUUUGUUGGGUAUUUCUAAGUUACAGUUCUGCAUAGUUACAUUUUCAAGCUAUAUGUCAAAGAUAAACAGGUAAUAAGUAAAAAGACCAUAAUACAAAAAGGCAAAUCUCUUGAUGCAACUAGCUUUAUAGGACAUUUUCAAGGCUUUUUUUUUUUUUUUUUGUAAAAUCAAAGCUGUGUUGAUUUUGUUGCUUGAACUUUAAGCAAGGGGCAAUUGUAUACAAUGUAUUGUGUUGCUUUAAGAGCUGCUAGAAUAAAAGCUGCCUCCAAAUUGCUUUGUGUGUCAUGUCUUUAGUGGAAUGUGAGUUUAUUAUAAAACUGGCACCACAAUGACCCCUCCCCUUUAACAAAGCUUGUUAUCAAUUUGUGUGAAAGGCAAAUUCACCAAUAAUGUGGCAAAAUAAGAAACAACAUACAUAGAUGUAAGAAUCCUCAAGCUUUGACAAAAUGGAGCGUAUGUUCUGUAUCCAUUUAAAGAAGACCAAUAAUGGCAUUUUCUAGAAUUAAGACAUUUAUGCAUCAAGAAUAUAGAUGAUGCACCAUUAACCAAAUCUGUAAAAACUGGGUCAUAGUCUUGGCAGUACCAGCUAAGAAUAGCACAAACACAAUUAAUUUUAGAUGAAAGUUCUCAAUAAAAGAAUCUCAAUUAUCUGUUGUCCCAAAAAUUACAAAUACAAAAUUGACAGUAGAUGCACUUGAAUGUAAUAUCCAAUGCCUUCUGUGUAGAUUAUUACAAAAUGUUUCAUAUUCAUUACCUGAGCGAACACUUUAGCAUGUUGAAACAGUUUAGGAUCUUGUUAAAAAAAAAAAAAAUGUACGACAAACUAAAUGUAGUAAAUCAGCAGUUUAAACAGUUUUUAAUUGGAAAUGUAUGCAAUGUUUUUUUUUUUUAUGUAUGUAUUUCUAGGGGAAAAUAAAACCUUUUUAUUGUU
Molecule: messenger RNA, 8820 nt
Organism: Acipenser ruthenus (sterlet)
Lineage: Eukaryota; Metazoa; Chordata; Actinopteri; Acipenseriformes; Acipenseridae
Product: MAM domain-containing protein 2-like
Exons: 14
Coding region: 199-2235 (678 amino acids)
Cellular component (GO): membrane
Source: RefSeq, a predicted model, not a curated record